GAGGCCGGCCUGCCGCCACCAGCGCGCGGGGCAGCCGGGCGGGGAGGCGCCCGUCGCCCUCGGGCAGGAAGAGGAGCGGUGCCGGCCGGGCCAGCUAUGCCUCCUGCGGCUGCGGUUCCCGCCGGCGCCGCCGUGCCCGCGGCCUCGCGGACGCAGCCGGCUCCCGGAGGCGCUGAGCUCUGAGGCCGGGCCUAGCGCCCGCCGCGGCCGCGCAGGAGGGGCCCAGGGCCCGCGCCGCCGCCUUCGCUUCCCUCCCGCGCCCGGCCGGCCUCGGCUCGUGCCCUCUGCUGCCCGCCGCCAUGGCCGCCGCCGCCCGGGAGAGCGCGGGCUCGGGGCGCCUCCGGGCGCUGCGCGGGCUGCUGCUGCUCUGCCUGUGGCUGCCGAGCGGCCGCGCGGCCGAGCCGCCGGCGGCGCCGCUGUCCGAGCUGCACGCGCAGCUGUCGGGCGUGGAGCAGCUGCUGGAGGAGUUCCGCCGGCAGCUGCAGCAGGAGCGGCCGCAGGAGGAGCUGGAGCUGGAGCUGCGCGCCGGCGGCGGCCCCCAGGAGGACUGCCCGGGCCAGGGCGGCGGCGGCUUCAGCGCCAUGCCGGACGCCAUCAUCCGCACCAAGGACUCCAUCGCGGCGGGCGCCAGCUUCCUGCGGGCGCCGGCGGCCGUGCGGGACUGGCGGCAGUGCGUGGCGGCCUGCUGCUCCGAGCCGCGCUGCUCCGUGGCCGUGGUGGAGCUGCCCCGGCGGCCCGCGCCCCCGGCCUCCGCGCUCGCCUGCUACCUCUUCAACUGCACGGCGCGCGGCCGCAGCGUCUGCAAGUUCGCGCUGCACCGCGGCUACAGCAGCUACAGCCUCAGCCGCGCCCGGGACCGCGGCCGGGGCGGCCUGGAGGCCGGCGAUCCCGCCCGGGCCACUGCCCGCGGCUUGCCCGAGCUGGACGAGGAUGAGCCUCCACUUAGCAAGGCCGGGCAGGAUGUGGUUUUGCGUCUGCCGACAGACGGGGUGACGUUGGAUGGCCGAGAGAGCACAGAUGACCAUGCCAUUGUCCAGUACGAGUGGGCGCUGCUGCAGGGUGACCCGUCAGUGGACAUGAAGGUGCCUCAAUCAGGGACCCUGAAGCUGUCCCACCUACAGAAAGGAACGUACACCUUCCAGCUGACCGUGACCGACACUGCCGGGCAGAGAAGCUCUGACAACGUGUCUGUGACGGUGCUUACCACAGAUUACUCCACGGGAGGGUGUUUGCAGGUUUGCUCGCGCUACCACUUCUUCUGUGACAACGGCUGCUGCAUUGACAUCACCCUGGCUUGCGAUGGAGUGCCGCAGUGUCCCGAUGGGUCUGAUGAAGACUUCUGCCAAAAUCUGGGCCUUGACCGAAAGACGGUGACCCACACGGCCACGAGUCCUGCCCAGCCGAGAACCACAGGGCUGAGUGAAGAGGCAGAGGGGGACUCCUUAUUGGAAAAGUCCCAGAAAGCCACUGCCCCAAACCAGCCACCCGCAUUAUCGAACACAGAGAAGAGGAAUCAUUCUGCCUUUUGGGGACCAGCAAGUCAAGUAAUUCCUGUGAUGCCAGGGUGGUCACUACCUUCUUUUACCAGGGUCACGCUGGCUUCUUUUCCUUUCCCGACCGUCACUGUUCUGGAGGGAAGUGGGGCUUCUGCCACUGCAGUGAGGUGGACGGGAGCAGAAAGCAAUUUGGAAGAUAGUAGUUCCUCAGGGAAGAAGAGAAAAGAGGAAAAUUACAUCUUUGAGUCAAAGGGCGAUCGAGGAGGUGGGGAACACCCAGCCCCGGAAGCAGGUGCAGUGCUACCCCUGGCAUUGGGUUUGGCUAUCACUGCUUUGCUGCUUCUCAUGGUUGCUUGCAGACUACGACUGGUGAAACAGAAACUUAAAAAAGCUCGUCCCAUUACAUCUGAGGAAUCGGACUACCUCAUAAAUGGGAUGUAUCUAUAAUAAAUGUAAUUUAAAUAGCUUUGGAGCAAAGAUGUGUUUCACGUAUAAUUUAUACAUAUAUUAUGUUCUGGGUAUUUACAACUUCUUUUGUUUUUAAAUGGGCUAGAAGAUUCUGCAAAUGCCAAAUCUUGUCUUUAUAUUUAUUAUAGAAAGGUUUUCCGUAGACAGUAUGAAAUCUUUUGAAAUUUAGAGCGGAAUUAAUAUGAUUAAAGACUUUUAAAAUUCUAAUUUACAUAAGUUGUCCCUGAUAAUAGAAAUUUGUACUUAGCUGAGGCAGAAAAUUCAGUAUCUCAAGAGGUGGUCUUAGGAUGGCAGCAUUAAUUAACCCUUCACGUUUUAGAAGCCCCUGGCAGCGCUGGACCGCUGUGGGUAAGCACCCCUGUUCUGUGGCCCUGUCCUUUGUCCUUUAAGCUCCCCCUGCUCUCCUUCUACUUUCCCCUUCAAAACCUGUUUCUGAGAAUGAUGUCAAGUGACUUGAUACCUUCAAUGAGAUGUUACCUAUGGCAGGUGUAUCUAAAUUAUAAACCUAGGAACAGGUCAUGGAACCUCAGGGGAUGAAUGUGGGUUCUUCCUAGUGCCUCUGACAUCAUGUCAUGUAGGUGGCUGCCUCCUUAGGCUAAUCGUUGGGAGAAAAAAACCCAGACUUUGGAUUACAAACAGCUCUAAGAUGGUCAUGAAGUGUGAUAGGAAAGCCAGUUUUUCUCAUUAUUUUUAAUGCUUAAUUAUUUUCUCAUUAAUUUUAUAGCAUGUAAUAAUGUGCCAUUACACAUGUAAUAAUGUGCCAUUAGCUAAUGCCACGCUUAUGUAUUUCUAGAGCAUAAAGCACUUUUUCACAAAUUCAUCUUUACAGAAAAUCGGGAUCUAGCUUAGCAUCUUUCCCCUCUUCAUUUGUAGGCUUUUUAAAAGCAAAUUAUUCUAAUCAUCACUUAAUGCUGUGAUUAUACACAUUCUAGAAAUGAUUCUUCUGAGAGGAAUAUAUAGUAUGGUGCCUGUCUAUACUCACAUGAUGUUCCUAUUUAUGUAUUUUUUCACAAUAAGUGGCAAAUCUUUUAAAAUACUUGAAAACACACCCUAGAGUCUAGUAUACUUUAGACUGAACCUAAGGUAGGUUGUUCCUUUAGCAGAGGGCUUACGUUUAAGUAAAGGAUAUAACAUAUCAAAAUACAUUAACAGAUGGAAAGUUCUAAAAAAAGAAGAAAUUGGGUAUUAUUUUUGUUUCAUGAGAAACUCAAGCAUUUUGUUGAAUGUUUAGAAUUGAGCAAAGAUUUAGAUUUCUUGAGGGCAGUUUAGAGAAAUGAACUAUGUAAAUGAACUUAAGAUGUUUAUAUAUGAUGCUGUGCAGUUUGUUUUUAUAUAGAAAGACGUUACCUAUAGCCAUACCCAAUAACAUAAAAACUGAUGAGGCAUGCAUCUUUCAGCACAUCUUUUAUACAUAAAAAAAAUAAACACAAUUUAGUGUUGCUAUGGUGUUGAAAUACUUAAGAAAUUAUGUCCUGUAUCUAUGUAAACAAUAUUCCUUUAAUAAACUGUAUUUUAUUCUUAA
Messenger RNA from Microcebus murinus (gray mouse lemur), 3486 nucleotides. It is a transcript of the gene LRP11, whose product is annotated as LDL receptor related protein 11. Gene Ontology annotation, molecular function: protein binding. The record is from RefSeq and is a predicted model, not a curated record. NCBI's taxonomy places the organism in Eukaryota, Metazoa, Chordata, Mammalia, Primates, Cheirogaleidae.